AUGGAAGCUAUUACACAACUCAAAAAAUUUAUGUAUGUCAUUUCAUAUUAUAAAUGCAAGUGGUCAUCAUUUUAAUGUAAAAAGCUUUCACAAGUAUAUGAUCAACAAUGACAUCUCAGAUAUUGAAACAUUGAUCAAAUUUUGUUAAUUAGACAAUACUGGAUAGAGAUUCAAUUUAUGGAGAUUGUUUUUUAAGUAUUAUAUAAUAACAACAUAGAAUCUACUCUUUAGAAGAUACAGUCUAUGAAAAGAUAGGUAAGUUAACAAAAACAAGAGAUACAUAUAAAUAAUUAGAACAAAAGUAUUCAAGAUCUUAAGAUGUGAUAUCAACAACUAAAAUUGAAGAAUAAUCUAAAAAAGGACCAUUAGGUGGUCCAUUAGGAGGACCAUUAGGUGGUGGAUCAAAAAUAAAGACAGCAACAUAAAAUCCAAUGGAAGAUGCUGAAUUAAGAAAUGAAAUAAGAAAGGAUGUUGAAAGAACAUAUUAAGAAAUUUAAUUUUUUGCUAAUAAAAAAAUAUUGCAAAUUCUGACUAGUGUUUUAUUUAUAUGGAGCAAAGAAAACAGUGAAAUUUCAUAUAGAUAAGGUAUGAAUGAAGUUGCAGCUUCUUUGAUUCAUGUUUAUUUCCAAGAAGCUCUUUAUUCAGAUGAGAUUGAUAAGAUACAAGGGGUAUGAAUUUAUAUAUAAUGAAGGCAACAGAGGAAGAUAAACAAAUAUUACUAGAAUUUAAUUCAUGGGAAUAUGCUGAGGCUGAUAUAUACACACUAUUUUAGAAGUUAAUGAAUGAUGCAUAACAUAUGGAAAUGUUCAGACCAAAUUAUACUGAGGCUUAAAAGAUCAAAUUAUAAAGUAAGAAGCCAAGUGCCAUUUUAACAAGAGUAUCCAAAAUAUAAGAUAUUCUAUUAAAAUAAGUUGAGAUGCCUUUAUUUAGACAUCUUAAAUUGUUAUAAGUAGAAUUCCAAAUAUUUUUAUUAAAAUGGAUUAGGUAUUAAAAUAUAAUAAAUUAAAAUAGAUGUAUGUUUACAAGAGAAUUACAUUUAAUAGAAUCAUUUAAAGCAUGGGAUGCAAUCUUCUAUGAUUUUUAUGAAUAAAAAACAGAAACUUUGUUCUUUGUUGAUUGUAUAGCAAUUGCAAUGAUAUUAUAUGUUAAAUAGCCAAGUAAUUAAUAUUUUUAUAUAAUAGUAAUGGAAAUGGAAGAUUCAAGUUAAUGUUAUUAAAGAUUUCUAAAAUAUCCACCAGUUUCUAAUUUACCAGCUCUUCUUGAGUCUGCAAUCAAUAUUAGAGCUAUCUUAUUGAAUCAAAAGUCUGCAACUAAUUUAGAUGAUCAAAAUGAAUCAAAUUAACCAUCUAUAUAUUCAGAUAAACAAUUCAAUCCUGUUUUUUUUGCUUAAAUUACAGAUAAAGUCGAUGGAGUAGAUGCUAAGGUUGUAAAGAUUACAUCUGAAAAACCAUAAUUUAGAACGAAAGGUGAUGUAGAUCUAGUCUACAAAGAUGAAACCUCUCCAGAUAAAUCAAAUUAAUCUUAGUAAUAAUUUAUAAAUCCAUUACAACCAAAAUAAAUAUCUCAGCAAUAAAAACCAUAAUAAUAAUAAUAAUAAUAAUAAUAAUAAUAAUAAUAAUAACCAACAUCUUAAACAAUUUAAAGUAGUAAUUCAUCUUCAAUUACUACAAAUUUCUUCGAUUCUAGUUUAUCUAGUACAAAUACUAAAACAAUUAAAACAUAAUUUUAAGUAGAAGAAUAAACAUAAUAAGUAAAAAAAGAUAAAGCAUCAAUUCCAAUGAAGAAUAAUAUUUAGAUUCCAAUUUAAUAGGCUGAAGAGAUGUUUAACACUUUAGAAGAUGCUCUAAAGUUCAUGAAAUAAUUUAAAGAUCAGUAUUAUUAUAUUAUUAUUAUAGUUCAAACUAUUAGGAUUUAAUAAGGAAUUUGACAGAAAUGAAAGACAUUUUUGAAACUUCGCUUAAGUACUAUUGUAAAUUAAUAUUUUAGUGAGAAUUCAUUAACUUAAAGACAAUAAUAAUAAAAUCAAUAAGAUGAUAAUGGUAUCUCUGGUAAAGUGGCAGGAUUCCUAAAGAAAAAAUGGUGA
This is a messenger RNA of Paramecium pentaurelia, 2083 nucleotides long. NCBI's taxonomy places the organism in Eukaryota, Ciliophora, Oligohymenophorea, Peniculida, Parameciidae. The record is from the annotation of a GenBank genome assembly.